AUGCCUGCGGCCUCGCCAGGCAUGUCACAGACCUCGUCACAAACCUUCCCAGGCACUCCCGCCGUGUGUUUGCAAUCCCUGAGCAGCUUUACCUAUCGCCAAUCGCGUUACAUCGCAUACCUUGCCGGCUCACAACUCAACAUCCUCUCUUCUCCGAACACCCUCGUCCAAGCUGUCCCGUUCAAGAGCACUCUGCUGUCUGUGAUAGCAGAAAGUGAUAAUGGACGACUCGUAGUCGCUACCAGGGACGAAGUCUUCGUAUUGAAGCCUGAAAUAGAAGGAUGGUCACGGGUUUGGUGGGAGACAUCGUUGCUAUUGAAACGCGAAGAUGCAGGUGAUACAGCGCAGUGGCUCUGCUGGGGCGAUGAUGGCGAAGUCUUGGUCGGUGGCACUCAUGCGCUGUCUCUUUUUUCGAGCUUGCCCUCCUCGCGGGUCAGCUCAUCUGCAAAUGUCGCCCUCUGUGGAGGUCGCGUCGAGACACGACAUCCGAUGUGGGCCAUACUUGUAGCGUCGCCUGUUCUAUUUGCCGAAUUCAGCCCAAGUGCGACGCUCAUUGCAACAUGUGCAUCUUACGAUCGGUUGGUGAAGAUUUGGCGUCGAUUGUCAUUUGAAGAAGGAUUGUUCGACUACACAUAUCUACCUCAUCCGGCCAUUGUCACUCACAUAAGUUGGCGUCCACUGGAGGAUGGCUUGGAAGAGCGAAGAAGCAGUGGUCUGAGCUGGAGGCAUGAUGAAAACCCAGAGGUUCUGUACACACUUGCAGUUGAUGGAGUCUUGCGAAUAUGGCGUACUGGUGGCACGCAUGAUUCAGAUAUCCUAAAGCUCUUCACGGCUAUCAAUCUCGUCUCUGCAAUACCUCAAUCACCAAGCCUGUCGAGCUCUGCUACGAUAACACCACGUUAUAUGUUCUUCAUACCUUCAAAUCAAUUUAGCGCAGCAGUCAAUGCGUCCAUCGGUCUUCCACAAAGCAACGAAGCAAGUCAUUCAAUUGAGCAUCUGAAAGAAAUUGCGUCGCAAACGCCAGACAUCAUCGUCACACUCGACGGACAAGGGCACAUGUCUGCUUGGGGGAUCCAAAGUAUCGGCCACAAGCGUCGAUCACAGGAAGCAAGAUUCGAUCAGCCAUACCAUAUUGCGCACGCAGAGGGCUUACCGAUCAAGCUGAUGAAAGGCGUCCCCAUGAUGUUUACCAACUGGUUUCAACAUGAUCGACUGCAGCUGUUAUGCCACGAGAUAUCCAAACAUGGGAGCAUCACCUGGUGGGAAGGCGGCAUCGAGACAUUCAUGUCUCCUUCAGCGACAGGAUCAGAACGGCUUCAGCUCCGCGGAAAGUGGUGCGGUCACGACCGCAGGAUAGACGGAAUACAGAGCACCCCAAAUUCUGUUGUGACUCGCGCUGAUCGCGAUGCUGCCAGAUGGGUAGUGUCUUCGUGGGGUGUUUGGGAUUGUGUCACUCGUGUGACGGCACAGUCUACAAUCAUAGACGCCACGUUUCUGGAAAGGUGCGAUAUGCUGCUGACCGUACACGCUUCCGAGUACGCCAUCUGGGACAAAGAAGGCCGACAAAUCGCCGUAGCCGCGCACGCGACUGAUAGGGGAGCCGGCGUCAUACAUGUAACGGAAUCGAAUGCGAAGAUGGUGACUGGCUUCUUUGUCCAGACCGUCCCUGGACCGUUGACUCAAUGGACUGUAAGGAGAUGGGCAGGCACGAUUGACUCGAAGUGUUCGUUGGAAGUAAAUGGCGGCGAAAAAUCGGAAAGGCUUGCAGAACAUUUCAUCCUACCACUACGGAGUACAACGCCCACGAAGACACUAGAUAUCGCUAGCAUCUCCCGAGAUGGACUUUAUCGAAAAGUGCUCAACGCCGAUGGCAUACAUUCCCUCCCUCAAGACGCUGUCAAAUUCGCAACCGGUGUCGACCAUAUCUCCGCUUUUGCUGCCAGUGAUUCCAUAAUUGCAUUGGCCGCAAGCGAGAGCAAGGAGCUGAGGGUUCUAAACGCCAACGAUAGCUACGUAGAAUUUAAGCAACAGACGGACGAAGAAGUCUCCUCGCUGGUCAUAUAUAACGGAGAAGAAGACAUCCCUAUCAUUGCAGUCGGAUAUGCACACAAAAUAGAGAUCUUGGUGCGACGUCAAUACGCCCCAAGCUCUUCAGACUUUUCAUCGUGGAUGAUUGCGAAAACAAUAUCCAUCGCAAACAAGGGACUGAAGAUCGAAGAUCUGGCUUGGGCAUCACGAUUCCAACUUGCAUUCACAGCUGGGAACAAUUUAUUCUUCGUCAACACCGAUGUGAUCUCUGCAGAGCUCCCUCAGGAUUCACAAGAGAGGAUAAGAGCCGCUACAAGCGAAGCAGCCGCUGUGGAUUUGCAUCACACUGCUCAUUUACUGCAAGCAACCCUUCCACAAUGGAGUCCCCUUUAUCUCUCGACAUUACUUCGACGCGGAGAUUUUCACUUUGUGGCCGACAUACUGAUCGAAUUGGCGACCAAACUCAAAUUCUGGAGUAGUGGUGAUGAACUCAGACUUGAUAUCAAAGAGACGUUCGUGACACAAGCAUACCGCAAGCCAACUUCCACGCUUGUGCUAAGCGAAGACGUAUUCGACGAUCUUCGUGACCUUCUCGCCGAAAAAGAGCUUCCAUAUAUUACAAGAGCCGAGCAGCAGGACCUCCAAACCUUCAUCAACACUAUGGCCUACUUGAGGCAACAUGUCAAUGCUUUAGACCGGAAUGCUGUACAUUUUCUCUUCGAAUGGAAAUGGCAGCUGCAACGAUCAAACCCCGACAAUUCCGCAGAAUCCACAUCAUCAUCUCCUCCUCCUCCUCCUCCUCCUCCUCCUCCUCCUCAACCCCCAGUAAUAGACUGGCAAACCAUCGCGACAGUACAUCAAAGCAAUACACAGCAACCUCUGCUUGACAUUCUCGUACUACACUACGAUAAUAAAUUGACGUGGCCGAUUGUCCGCAAUCUAGGCCUAUUGUCCUGGCUCACCGACCAUGCAACUCUCGGGCAGGUUGUCGAGCAGGUGGCACAAUCAGCAUACAAAUCUCAGCAGCCGGCAGAUCCCAUCGAUGCCUCACUAUAUUUUCUCGCUCUACGCAAGAAACCCACAUUGGUCAGCCUGUGGAGAAUCGCAACUUGGCACAAAGAGCAGAAGUCCACCUUGAAUUUCCUCAAGCGUGAUUUCAGCCAAGCAGAUGCUCGAACGGCUGCAAGGAAGAAUGCUUAUGCUUUAAUGGGUAAGAGACGGUUUGAAUAUUCUGCUACCUUUUUCUUGCUUGCAGAUGACCCUCAGUCAGCCGUCAAUGCGCUUGCAGGUCAAUGCGAGGACAUCGCGCUGGCCAUCGCCGUCGCUAGACUCUAUUGCGGUGAUGGAUCAGAUGUGUUGAAACAGCUGAUCGAGAGUCGAUUGCUGCCCAUGGCGCAGCAAGAAGGGAAUAGGUGGCUUUCCAGCUGGUGCCAUUCUGUGCUCAACCAGCGAAAAGAGGCCGCCGAUGUUCUGGUGGCACCUUUAUCAACCGGUCAGAGCAAGAAGCGUUGGCAGCAAGAUCAUCCCGAUGUCAUGACUCUUUACAAGCAAGUGCGGAGCACGCCAAGCGACUACGAGUAUCAAGCUGUGCUCAGGUCAGCCAGAGUUCUGCAGAGAAUGGGUUUGUGGUCAUUAUCCUUGGGGCUCGUAGCGGGUUGGGAAUUCGCGCGUCCUUCAACGGUGGCUGCUACAUCCCAUAGGCAGAAUCUUGGCGCCAAUGGCGUUGAUGAUCAUAUCAAAUCUCCGGAGGCAACAGCUGCGUCUGUGGCAGUACCAACAUCGGCGACAGAUUCGUCCUCGCUGUUGGAUGCAUUCUCGCAGCCGCCGAACGCUAUCGUGUCUGCUGAGGACGAUCAGGCCGCGCGUAAAGCCAAAGCCGCAGAGCUGCUCUUAAAGCUGAAAGCUAAAAAGGACAAAGUCGUGCCGCCAUCCGAUGUUGUGAAGAAACCACCACCAACACAGUUCAAGGAGCCCGAGGCAAAUUCUUUGUUAGAUAGCUUUGGCUUUUAA
Messenger RNA from Dissoconium aciculare CBS 342.82, 4038 nucleotides. RefSeq lists its product as uncharacterized. Bases 1 to 4038 code for a protein of 1345 amino acids. Lineage: Eukaryota; Fungi; Ascomycota; Dothideomycetes; Mycosphaerellales; Dissoconiaceae. Gene Ontology annotation, molecular function: protein binding. The record is from RefSeq and is a predicted model, not a curated record. Gene Ontology annotation, cellular component: RAVE complex. Gene Ontology annotation, biological process: vacuolar acidification. The transcript has a single exon.